AUGGUUGAGUGGAAGAAAAUUCUUUAUCGUCAACAAAAGAAUUUUCCUGAUAAUUAUGUGUCAAAAAAAUACUUUUUAAGUGGACUAACUAAGAAUCAUAGUCUUAGGAAAUAUAGUUUUAAGGACUCCAUAUAUGGAGCAUCUAGAUUUACCCUUCAGUUAAAUAUUAUUUUUUUUUUCUAUUUGGGGCAUUAUUUUAUUAUGAAUAAUUUGUUAUCUCUAUAUAGUCUGAUAAUAAUUAAUAUAGUUGUACCAAUAACAGCAAUAUUUAUUUAUUGGACUGAAGAAGGUCAAAACUUUACAACACAUUUGACGCAGGUUGCAAUGCAAGCAUUAUUUUGUUGUUGUCUAACGUACGCUGUUUCCCCAAUUUUGAGAACAUUAGGAAGAGAGAUUGACACAGAUUCAAUAUAUAUUGCAUCAGGACUGUUCUUUAGCCUUAGUAUAAUAUUUCAUGAUUUUGGUUUAUCGUCUCCAAUUGUUAAUAUGAAUUUUAUAAUUCCAACCAUAUUUGUAAAUAUGCAAACUCUUAAAAAUGUUAUACACGGUCCUUGGGAUGAAGCUACUGUGAAUAAAGAGUGA
Messenger RNA from Strongyloides ratti, 582 nucleotides. Its product is annotated as Phosphatidylinositol N-acetylglucosaminyltransferase subunit C. Lineage: Eukaryota; Metazoa; Nematoda; Chromadorea; Rhabditida; Strongyloididae. The record is from RefSeq and is a predicted model, not a curated record. Gene Ontology annotation, cellular component: glycosylphosphatidylinositol-N-acetylglucosaminyltransferase (GPI-GnT) complex; membrane. The coding region runs from base 1 to 582 and encodes 193 amino acids. The transcript has 3 exons. Gene Ontology annotation, biological process: GPI anchor biosynthetic process.